AUGAGCAGAAACAUCUACGACAUCGACCCGGCGGGUAAUGUGCUCUGCACUUAUACAGGUGGUGAAUCGCAGGACACCACGCUGAGGGCCUCACGAACCAAAAACCCCCGACUCCAAGCCCUCCUCCACGCCUUCCUCCCCGCCGGCUACCCCCACUCCGUAACCCCUGACUACCUGCCCUACCAAACCUACGACUCCCUCCAAGCCUUUUUCUCAUCCAUAACCUCUCUCCUCGCCAACCGCGCCGUGCUCGAAGGUCUAGGCGUAGGCGACAGCUCCUCUUCGCCCACCGGCGCCUUGAUUUUAAAAAUCGCCGGCGACACUAUUAGCAGGAUCGCAACAAUCUUGUUCGCGCAUCGCAUGGGCACGGCCAUCGAGCCGGAAUGUAAAUUCUACCGGUUCCUGGCAGACUUGUUAAAUGACAGCGCGCAGCUGCUGGAUUUACUUACGCCCGCGCUGCCUUACUUCCCAAAACUGGGUGUUAUUGUCAGCGCUGGUGUGUUGCGAAGUCUCUGUGGCGUGGCGGCUAAUGCCAGCAAGGCGAGUUUAUCUGCGCAUUUUGCUCUGAGAGGGAACUUGGCCGAGUUGAAUGCGAAAGAAGCGAGUCAGGAGACGGUUGUCAGUUUGCUGGGUAUCUUGGUCGGCAGUCUGGUGGUUAAAGUUGUGCAGGACCGGGGAGUGGUGUGGGCGCUGAUGGUGGGGUUGUUGGGCGUGCAUCUUUUGAUGAAUUAUUGGGCUGUGAGGGCCGUGAGGUGUCGGACCCUGAAUAGGCAGAGGGCGACGGUGGUUGUUAGGGGGUGGUUGGAAUGGGGAAGGGUGUUGGGGCCUGAGGAGGUGGCGAGGAUGGAGAGUAUUUUGCAAUUGCCUUCUUUAAUGGGACUGCUGGGGAUGGGGUGGGUAUUUGGGGGAGGAACAAGAGGAGGAAGAGGAGGAAGUGGAAAAGGAGGAUUUGGUUUCGGCAAGAUGACGAGUAAAUCCGGUGAAUAUACGGGGUAUUGCGAGUUUGGGACGUACGGGGAUGUUAAAGCGUUGGCUGCCCCUGCUUGGAAAGGAGGAGGGUAUCAUAGGUAUGAGUUUGAGACGGACGGGUAUUUUAUGGGCAUUUGUCAUCGGGGAGGGAAUUUCAUCAUGAGGAUCGCGUUGAAGGAGGAGCAUGGCAAACCGAUGAGUGAUACGAGUGCAAGUGCGAGUACUGCAAGUGCAAAUAGUCCGCUGGAGGCCUGGUUCGAUGCGGUUAGCCACGCGUAUCACUUUGACUCGGCCCUCAAGGACGGGCUGGAGAGUCAUUACGAGAACGAGGUGCCGCUGCUGGGAUAUACGUCAGAGGAACAGAAGGGAACCGUGUUUGCGGCGCUGGCGGCUGCUGGGUGGGAUUUGGAGACGAAUGCGUUAGAAACGAGAUCGCCUGUGAGGGUGAGGGUUGGGGAUGGGAGGAAAGUUCCAAUCCCGUCGGAAAAGGAUAUCCUUCGACAACCACAGGUGUCCAAGAAGGAUUGA
This is a messenger RNA of Sordaria macrospora k-hell, 1497 nucleotides long. RefSeq lists its product as uncharacterized. NCBI's taxonomy places the organism in Eukaryota, Fungi, Ascomycota, Sordariomycetes, Sordariales, Sordariaceae. The record is from RefSeq and is a predicted model, not a curated record.